Messenger RNA from Monoraphidium neglectum, 966 nucleotides. RefSeq lists its product as hypothetical. Lineage: Eukaryota; Viridiplantae; Chlorophyta; Chlorophyceae; Sphaeropleales; Selenastraceae. The record is from RefSeq and is a predicted model, not a curated record. The coding region runs from base 1 to 966 and encodes 321 amino acids. The transcript is spliced from 13 exons.
AUGCAGCCUAUUGACAGCACAAGCCUGUGGCCUGCCUGGGCGCGCUGGCCAUUCCGCACCGGUGCAAGCGCCCGCGACCCCUGUGAGAACGGGGACGUCCGCCGCUACGGCCUCAAGCCGAUCCGCGAGAUGCCAUUCAUAGGGCUGUUCGAGGACCUGCGGGAUGUCAAGAAGUUUGAGGCCAGCGGUAUGACGUCUGCUCGUGGCAAGCUGUGGGUGGUCUUUGACAACCUCCACAGCCUGGGACGCAUCGAUGAGCACUUCCAGUUCCGCGACCCGGGCAACACUCUGCUCGGCCACACUGGGGAGGACAGCCAGUUCGAGGGCCUGUCUUACGACGAGAAGACCGGCCACUUUUACGUGAUUGAGGAGGUGGAGCUGGCGGUUGACGAGCGCACCAACACCUACAAAGUCAUAGAGAGGUGCCCCGUGCACUUCAAGAUCACCCACGAGAACAAGGGCUUUGAGGGCAUCCACUAUUUCCGUGACCCCAAGGACCCUAGCCGGGAGCUGCUGCUCGGUCUCUGCGAGGGAAACUAUUGCAGGGGUGGCAAGAAGGGCCGUGACCCCGGCAACGGCCGCAUCGUGGUGUCCCAGUUCUGGAAGAACUCCAGCGGUUGCGCCUGGGACGUGGUGAAGAUCGUGGACAUCCCUCCCUCGGCGAACUUCAUGGACUACUCGGGCAUUGACUUCCGCGGCGACAGGGUGGCCAUCACCAGCCAGGAAGACAGCGCUGUGUGGGUGGGGCGCUUUGACUUCCACGAGCUCGACUUUGUCGACACUGACAAGGCGCAGGUGUACCACUUCCCGCGCGACAACCACUGCGACAUGAUCUACUGCAAUGUGGAGGGCAUCGCCUGGCUGGACGACAUGCGCUUCAUCGUAUCGUCAGACAAGGCCAAGAAGACCCAGCCCUACCGCUGCACAGUCCACGACCAGUCCAUCGGCAUCUUCGCGCUGCCCUGA